UUGAAUCUGUAGUUCAGCUAGCAGAUUCCCGUUGGUUAGCAUCGACUGUUGUAAACUCAUUUACAUUUAGUUAGCGGCAUAUUUAUAAGAUGUGGACUAGCUGUUAAGGCAACGCUGCGUGUGGAACAAUGUAGCGGCUGUGAAGGAAUGUCGACUCUUUAGGACUUCCUUUGUUUACUAUGAGCUCACUACCAGCCCAGCCUCCAGCGGCAAGCUCAUCCUGCAGGACGCUACCUGGAGAUGGGAAUCAGGUACAACCAAAAGCCCCUCUCCUGCAGAUUCUGCGUGUAGCCGGAGCCCAGGAAGAUGUCUUCACCCUCAAAGAGGUGAUGCACUACUUGGGUCAGUACAUCAUGGGGAAGCAACUCUAUGACAAACAGAGGCAGCACAUAGUCCACUGUCAGGAUGAUCCUUUGGGAGAGCUGCUGGAGGUGGAGAGCUUCUCCGUUAAAAAUCCAAGUCCAGUGUAUGAAAUGCUCAAGAAAUACUUGGUUGUGCUUGGUUGUUCUGACGCUGCAGAGAAUCUUUCUGUGGGCCGUGAAUGUGUAGAGGGCGGAGUGGAGGAUCGUGGUCAGAUUUGUGGAGGUGUGGUCAAAGCAGGUAUGGAGCCUGGCAGUACUAGGCCUCACCUGCAGACCCCCUCCCAGAGACGACCUCGGGAGCCAGAUGAUGACUCUCUUGAAGGCCUCCCACGUUCAGCCUGCAAACGGCCCAAGCUGGACGUCACUCUGGAUGAGUGGGACCUCUCGGGCCUGCCCUGGUGGUUUCUGGGUAAUCUCCGUAAUAACUACAGCCGUAGGAGCAACGGCUCCACUGACAUCCACACUAACCAACUGUCUCCUGCGCAGGAAGAGGACACAGCCAUUGUGUCAGAUACCACAGAUGACCUCUGGUUUUUGACUGAGGGAGGGAGUGAACAGGUGAGCGUGGAGAUGAAAGAGGCAGCACUGGAAGAAGGGAGCGGAGGAGAAGGAGAGACUCAACUUGAAGAUGAUGAUGGAGGGGGGAAGGAGGAAAAGGCAGAUCGAGAGAUGUCAGAGGAACCAGAUGAAGACUCUCAGUGUCUGAGUGAUGACACAGACACAGAGAUCUCCACACAGGAUGCCUGGCAGUGCACAGAGUGCAGGAAAUAUAACACACCUCUACAGAGGUAUUGUGUACGCUGCUGGGCCCUGCGUAAGAACUGGUACAAAGACGUCCCUCGACUUGCGCAUUCCCUGUCUGUUCCUGACAUCCCUGCAUGUAGCUCUCUCAAUACCCAUGAUGACGAAGAUGACAGUGACACAGGGAUUGAUGUCCCAGACUGCAGCAGGACCGUUUCUGAUCCCGUCAUCCUGCCUUCCCACUCCACAGCUGAUAGACCAUUGCCUACUAUGGUUAUGGGGAAAGGUAAAGGCCCUCGGCCUUCCAGCUUUCACAAGGACGAGCAGCUCUCAGGAGGGGAGGGUCAAGAGAAUCUGGGCAUGGAGGUUGAAGACGUUAGGCCCGAGGCAUUGUUGGAGCCUUGUAAGCUCUGUCGAGUGCGACCUCGUAAUGGAAAUAUAAUCCAUGGACGUACAGCUCACCUGCUUACUUGUUUUCCAUGUGCAAGGAGGCUACAUAAAUUCCAAGCUCCUUGUCCAGGUUGUGGAAAGAUUAUUCAAAAAGUUAUUAAAAUCUUCAUUCUCUAAAAAGCCUGUAAACACAUCUGUAAGGCUCUAAGACAGUCUAGGACCUAAACAAGAAAAAAAAAUACAACACACACUCUAAAACACAUUCAACCAUUCACCUGCAUGCUUCUAGAAACAUACUAAAUGUGCACCUUACCCAACAUCUGUAAAGAAAAACACAAGAUAUAGCACUUGGUGAAGCUUGCUCUUGGCUGCAUGGUUUAUUUUACAUCACACUGCCUCUGAAGUAUUGCUGGGUGAAAUCCCUUGGACUGUGGUGCCACUUAAAAAUAAGGGACAUACAAAAGAAGACAUAUUUAUAUAUUUAUUAGAUCACAUGCUGUAGGAGUGUACAGUUGGUGUGGGCCCUUAUUUGAUUUCAUGAAGGUUUUUUUUUUUUUUUUAAUGGAUUUUUUUCUCUUGUGUUCUUGUUUGACUUUGUUUUGAUAUAUUCACUUAAUUCAACACCAGGACAAAAAAUGGGGGUGGGGGGGAAUUAAGAAGAAAUAUUCUUUUUAGUAUCCUUUUUUCAUUUUGUUUAUAAUCCCUUUUUGUAUCUCCUUCGCCAUCGUGACUUUGAGAUGUGAGCAUUAAGGAUAAGAUUAAAACCUAAUCGGAAAUUCAAGCUAAUCUUGAAAAACAAUUUGGUUUUCCACAGUUAAAGAUUUAGGACAAUAUCUCAGUUUCUUUGUAUAAGUUAAUAUUUUGUAGAUUAUAGUGUUGGUGUGUUAUAGCAGUCCUGUUUCUCUCAAACGGUAUUUUAAAAUGUUGAAAUUAACCUGCUCAAGAAUGCACAGAAGUGUUAAUUGUAGUUAAGUUGAUGUUGAUAUGUAUUCAAUAUUUACAAAAUGCCAAACCAGUUAUGUCUGCAGUAAGUUAUGUUAUGAGUUGGUUUCAUGUUAAACUGACUUCAAAUUCAUCCCUUCCUAAACCCAAGUCAACCAUUUAUGUACAUUUUGUAUUUAAUUUAUUUAUGAUUAUGUUUUAAUUGUGAUCACAACCUAUGAAGCAGACAGGGGCUACACUUGUUACAGGGUUCUAAUGUAUUUUAAUUUACAUUAAACUUAAAGACAGAGUAAAUUGGCCCAGUUACCAAAUGCACCCACCGUGAAAGUGACUUAUUGGGGGUCGGGGGUUUGACUUCAGCGUUACACUGCCAUGUAAUGACUUAAAUGCUAUAUUAUAGAUUUUAUUUUGAUGUGUCUGCAUUACCUGAAGAUUGUAUCGCAGGACCACAAAUGUACUAUUUCUUUUCAGUUGGUGUCAACAAAUAAAUACAGUAUGUUCUUUUGUAAUUUAUGAUAUCCAGUGACAGUAGACAUUUAACCCUUGGCUCUGAAAGUCUAAAGAGUUUAUCAUAGUCUUUAGAUCUGCUGUUGACUUGCGCUUAAUCUUUCUGCCAGCAGGUAGAGAGAAGUUCGAGUAUUGCAACUUGCCAAUGGAAACUAACUGUACAGUACCAGUGACAACAUAAUGAAUAUAAUGUUGAAUAUAUAGAGCAUGCCUCUUGUCAUGACUAUAGCCAGCACUGAGCUGGUGUCAGAGCUUUAUUAGCCAUGUAAAAGAUUAAUGUAGCCUGUUGUAUUUAUCAGCAUUAAUGUGCAUCAAGAGAAGGAAAUCUCUACUAGACAGAGACCUCAUAUAAAUGGUGUAGUAUACAAACCAGCUAUACUCGUUCAGAUUGACCAACUUAAUUGUGGCAAUGACUGGCUUUAAGACUAAUGUGCGCAGACAUGGUACAACCAAUGCAUUUUAUUUUCUACUUGUGAUGAAAUAAAAAUUUGUUAAACAGUAAAA
Mugil cephalus (flathead mullet) is the source of this 3446-nucleotide messenger RNA. RefSeq names its product MDM4 regulator of p53 (gene mdm4). The transcript has 11 exons. Gene Ontology annotation, cellular component: nucleus. The coding region runs from base 180 to 1670 and encodes 496 amino acids. NCBI's taxonomy places the organism in Eukaryota, Metazoa, Chordata, Actinopteri, Mugiliformes, Mugilidae. Gene Ontology annotation, molecular function: ubiquitin-protein transferase activity. Gene Ontology annotation, biological process: regulation of cell cycle; protein ubiquitination; negative regulation of apoptotic process. The record is from RefSeq and is a predicted model, not a curated record.